This is a messenger RNA of Thamnophis sirtalis, 2070 nucleotides long. The record is from RefSeq and is a predicted model, not a curated record. NCBI's taxonomy places the organism in Eukaryota, Metazoa, Chordata, Lepidosauria, Squamata, Natricidae.
GAGGCCUCCGGCAGCUACACGAUCGCAAGAUGGUGCUUGACUCUCCGGCCUAUCACCCGCCAUUGCAUCCGGGGGUUUUCCAGGCGGACCCACAACCCGGGAGAGGGGGGAAGAAGAAAGACAGCCCUCCAUGUGUCAGGGGGCACCCGGGCCCCUUCCUGUCCUCUCCUCCGCCUCCGGAGCCGGAUUCUUCGGGGCCUGGAAAGAGGACCAAGCAGCCGAAACUCCUCCGGGGCUUGGGAGGCCCCCCUGCCCUGCGUCCCUGCCUCGCCUUGCAGGGCCCUUGCAGCUGGAUGCACCGGAGCGAGAGCAGCUGCCUGGUGAACCAGAAGAACUGGGUGGGGAGCCGGAUCCGAAGCGCCUCAUCCCUCCCUCACCUUCCCAGGGCCAGAGCCGAGGAGGGGGCAUGCCGGGCCAGGAAGAGGAGCCCCUGUUUACUGGUGGCCCUACGGCCAGCCAACCUGGAGGCAGAGCGAGAGCGAUUCUUCCGGUCUUCGUUUUCCUACAACCCUCAGUUUGAAUACGGGGAGUCCGUCCCUGAAGCCGUGCUGGAAAAAUACCGAGAGGCCUCUGGGCAGUUCCUGGUGCAGGCUACUGGAAUAAUCAAUGCUGUCCUUCAAAAAUAUGGGACUUAUGAGAGCUUUGAGGCCUCCAAUGGUGGAAAGCUACUUACCAAAUGCCAAAUCUGGUCCAUCACCAGGAAGUAUAUGCAGAAGGAAGGCUGCUCUGGAGAGGUGGUGGUUCAGCUCACAGAAGACCUCCUUUCCCAGGCAGUCAUGAUGGUGGAAAACAGCCGCCCAACUUUAGCCAUCAACCUCUCUGGAGCGCGUCAGAACUGGCUGGAGGGCAUGCUGCGCCAUGAGAUAGGCACCCACUACAUCCGUGGAGUCAACAAUGCCUCCCAGCCCUGGCAUAGCUCAGAAGGCCGCAAGCGAUACAGCCUGAAGCCUGCCAACCCCACAGAGGAAGGGCUGGCCAGCUUGCACAGCGUCCUCUUCCGCAAGCAGCCUUUUCUCUGGAGGGCCGCCCUCCUCUAUUACACCGUCUGCCAGGCUGGGCACAUGUCCUUCUGUGAACUCUUCUGGGACUUGGGGCGCUACGUGCAGGAUGCCGGAGUGCGUUGGGAGUACUGCGUGCGAGCCAAGCGAGGCCAGGCCAACACCUCAUUGCCAGGCUGCUUCAGCAAAGACCAGGUGUACCUGGAAGGAAUCCUCCAGAUCCUUCGGCAUCGACGAACAAUUGAUUUCCGGUUGCUGGCUGCACUAGGGAAGGUCUCUUAUGAAGAUGUGGACCACCUGAAGAAAUACGGGGUGCUGGGGAAGGCGCGAAUCCCUCACUUCAUGCAGGACCUUGAACGGUAUAUGCAGCAGCUCAACCACAUAGUUGCCACCAAUUGUCUCAGUGAUGAGGAGCUGGAACUGCUGAUGCCAGAGUGAACUUGCUACCUGCCCCUCUGCCACCUCUGCACUUCUGCUGGACAGGCUGUGCUCUAACGAAGAUGCCUGAAGUCCCAAAGGAGAAUUUUGUUGGACUUCGGCCUGCUGAAAACAAACCAAUAGCUAUUGGUGUUCUAUUUAUUCUAUUUAUUGGGGGUGUGUGGUCUGACUGUGAAGUGAAGCAAUCAGAGCAAGGCCAGAUCUUUUGAGGGUCCCAAGAGAGAAUCCAGCUACCUCUCCUGGACGUUUACUCUUGGCCAGAGAUGCUCUUAAGCAGAUUGACAAAGAUCAAGGUCUGGAUUAUGCCUUUCUUCUGUGGACGGGUUAGUCUAGAUGGUUUGGAACCUGCUAAAAUAUCCUUAGGCAAUAUUUCCGGGGUUCUCCAAUUGAGCCAACUGAGAAUGAUCUCCAGAUGGCCAGAAAAGUUUUUAAAAUAUGCUGCUUAAGGGCAGGUGCAGAGGUUCUUCAGCAUGACUUUGGUAUUCCUUGCUCUCUAAUACUGUUUGAAAUUAUAUCUGUAACUGAGUGAACUUUCAAUCUGGUCUGGUUGUGCUUGACAAAGGCCAUAGGUGGCUAAAGGGAGCUUGGAAAGAUGCUGGUUCAAUUCUCAGUAAAUCACAGCAGAUCCCAAGAA